Molecule: messenger RNA, 4721 nt
Organism: Syngnathus typhle (broad-nosed pipefish)
Lineage: Eukaryota; Metazoa; Chordata; Actinopteri; Syngnathiformes; Syngnathidae
Exons: 1
Coding region: 438-4364 (1308 amino acids)
Biological process (GO): DNA integration
Molecular function (GO): nucleic acid binding; zinc ion binding
Source: RefSeq, a predicted model, not a curated record
UUCAAUUUGUUAUGUAUUGACUUGGAAGUGUUGUUUCUCGUUUGCAUAUUGCAUUGUUUGGUAUGCUCUACUUUUUGUUGCCCCUCUCCGUGCGGUGUGGUGUGAUGGGUCAGCGGAUGAAUAUCAUUGUGAUGAGGCUUGUUCAGGAAAUAAAAACACGCUAACAAAAGUAACGUGAAUCUGUGCUCUUUACAAAGGUUAUGUAAGAGAAUAAACAUAACAAAAUUGGCGACGAGACUUAAAAAGGACCCUACAAAUGCGGAGGUGGACCGGACACAAGUGAAUAGUGCUUCAUGGACUUGGUUGUGUGGACGUAAGUUUCGUCUGCUCGCCCCGAAUUCUGCUCUGAUCAAGCAAGCCGGAGGUGAGGACGGGUGUCGCUCAGGACCAAGGUAAAAGUGAACGGACGCCAAGAAAAGUGAAAAAAAAAUAAUAAAAUGUCCGGAAUCUUGGGAAAUAUGGACAUAUUUGACAGUUCGGUAGAAGACUGGACAACUUAUGUGGAAAGAGUUGAGCAGUACUGCCUAGCUAAUGAGAUACAGGACGAAAGAAAAGUAGCUGUCCUACUCAGUGUCAUGGGCGCCAAAAUGUAUAACUUACUCCGCAGCCUGGUCGCCCCAGCUAAACCGGCAGACAAAACAUUUGAUGAAAUAAUGCAGAUAAUGAAAAGUCAUCUAAACCCAGCUCCAUUGGUGAUUGCUGAGCGCUUUAGAUUUCACAAGAGAAACCAGUCAAGGACGGAGACGGUGUCAGAGUACAUCGCAGAACUGAGGAAACUGGCCGAACACUGUCAGUUCAGAGACGGACUUUCAGAUGCUCUGAGGGACAGGUUCGUGUGCGGGCUGCACAACGAGAGCAUUCAGAAACGGCUUUUGACGGAGGACAAACUCACCUUGCAACGAGCAGUGGAAAUAGCUGUUUCAGCGGAGACAGCAGCAAGGGAUGCGACGGAGCUUCAAGGUAAAAACGCAGCCACAAGCUCUGUGUUUAAACUGCACACCAAACGGCAUAAUACCAAAGCAAAGCCCUGUUUCAGAUGCGGUAAACAGUCACAUGACCCCGCAGAGUGUUGGUUUAAGGAUAAAGACUGCCGACAAUGUGAUAGAAGAGGGCACAUACAGAAGAUGUGUAAAUCAAAGUACAGUAAUGCAAAAGAUAAACACAAUAUAAGAAAAGGACAAAAAUUGCACAAAGUAGCACAGACAGAUUCUGACAGUUCAAGUGAGGAAGAAUUGGCUUGUUUAGGGCUGUGUGCUACAGAAGAGAAUGACGGUGAUGUGAUUUGGCUGACACCAAAAAUUAAUGGAGUGCCAUUAAAAAUGGAACUGGACACAGGGUCAGCACUGUCGAUCAUAUCAUUCAACGACUACAAGAAAAUGUUCCCAGACACUAAACUGUCACGCACCAGUGUAAAACUGAAGACAUACACAGGAGAAAAGGUUGCACCACUGGGAAAACUCAAAGUGAAAGUGAAAUACAGAAACCAAAAGUGCAAUCUUGAGCUGUUCGUCCUUAAAGAGGGAGGUGUACCACUAUUUGGUCGUAGAUGGCUACGACAAAUCAAGCUUAACUGGCAUGAAAUAAAGUCCAUGCACAUAGCCUCCAAACAGCUCACAGACAUGAAGUUAACUGAGAUACUGGAUAAACAUGCACAUGUGUUCAGCGAAGGCAUAGGAACAAUGAAACACAUCAAAGCACGUCUCGAGCUGGAAGAAGGUGCAAAAGCAAAGUUUCAUAAAGCACGCCCUGUUCCAUAUGCGCUACGCCCAAAAGUUGAAGCUGAGCUGCAAAAUCUCAUGGAUCAAGGAAUAGUAUCCAAAGUGGACUGGUCUGAGUGGGCUACACCAAUCGUACCUGUUGCCAAGAAAUCUUCAGACAAAGUGCGCAUUUGUGGUGAUUUCAAAGUAACUGUUAACCCUGUCAUGCAUGCAGACCAGUAUCCACUCCCUCGCAUCGAUGACAUUUUUGCAUCUCUAGCAAAUGGUGAGCACUUCACAAAGAUUGACCUCGCACAAGCAUAUCUACAGAUGGAAAUGGAUGAAAGUUCACGCAAGUACCUCACCAUAAAUACUCACAAAGGACUAUACCAAUACAACCGGCUUGUAUUUGGUAUUACAAGUGCCCCUGCGAUAUGGCAACGUGCAAUGGACCAAGUGCUACAAGGAAUCCCAGGUACUCAAUGUUACUUGGAUGAUAUUAUUGUUACUGGUUGGGACAAAGAGUCACACUUGCAAAACUUGAAUGCAGUUCUAACGAAACUGGAAGAAUAUGGUCUAAAAGCAAACAAAAAGAAAUGUGAGUUUUUCAAGGAGUCCAUUGAGUAUUGUGGACACAAAAUAGACAAGCACGGACUUCACAAAACGCAAGACAAAAUUGAAGCUGUAGUAAAUUCUCCACAACCAGAAAAUGUCACCCAGUUACGCUCAUUUCUUGGCCUUGUUAACUAUUAUCACAAGUUUUUGCCAAACCUUUCCUCUGUGCUGCACCCACUGAAUGCACUACUGCACCAAAAGGCAAAGUGGGACUGGACUAAAGACUGUGAACAGGCAUUUACAAAGGCAAAGGAACUCAUUAUUUCAGACAAGGUGCUCACACACUUUGAUCCAAAGCUUCCCCUAUGUCUAGCCUGUGACGCUUCACCUUAUGGCAUUGGUGCAGUUCUAUCUCACAAAAUGACUGAUGGCUCUGAACGCCCCAUUGCCUUUGCAUCACGCUCUUUAUCACCAGCAGAGCGUAAUUAUGCACAGAUUGACAGAGAAGCUUUAAGCUUAGUGUGGGGUGUUAAGAAGUUUAACCAAUACCUGUAUGGAAAACACUUCAUGCUGAUUACAGAUCACCAGCCUCUUGUUUCCAUUUUCAGUCCAAAGAAAGGUGUUCCUGCUAUGGCCGCCGCUCGUUUACAACGUUGGGCUCUCUUUCUUGGAGCACACACCUAUACCAUAGACUAUAAAGGGACGAAACUACACGGAAAUGCAGAUGGUCUCUCUCGCCUUCCUCAACCACUGACAGAGAAGGCUACUGAUCCUGCUUUAAAUCUUCACAUGCUGCAAAUGGAACCACUUCCGGUGACUUGCGCUCAAAUAAGCAAAGAAACAAGAAACGACCCUCUGCUAUCUCGAGUGUAUGACUUAACUGUUAAUGGCUGGCCAAUGCAUGCAGAUACUGAACUUAAGGACUAUUUCACCAGAAAAGACCAACUUACUGUGUCCCAAGGAUGUGUCCUGUGGGGGUCACGCGUUGUUGUACCUCCCAAACUGCGAUCCAAAGUUCUAAACUCGCUGCAUGAUGGGCACAUGGGGGUAGUUAAGAUGAAGAGUCUUGCUAGAAGUUAUGUGUGGUGGCCUGGCCUUGACAACCAAAUUGAAACUCUGGUCAAAACAUGCAGAGGAUGUCACCAGACUCAGCGCUCACCUCAGAUUGCCCCUGUCCACACUUGGGAAUGGCCUGUUGCCCCAUGGCAACGCAUUCACAUUGACUAUGCUGGACCUUUCAUGGAUCACAUGUUCCUUAUUGUGGUCGACGCUCAUUCAAAAUGGCCCGAGGUUUUCACUGUAAAAAAAGCAACUACAACUGUAACAGUGAACCAGUUACAGAUGCUUUUUGCACGUACAGGAUACCCUCUUCAGCUUGUAAGUGACAAUGGUACCCAGUUUACUAGUGAGGAGUUUCAGAUCUUCCUGAAAAGCAACGGAAUAAAACACCUUACUUCUGCUCCUCACCACCCUGCGACGAAUGGACUUGCUGAACGUUUUGUACAAACUUUCAAACAGUCGAUGAAAGCCAGUAGGAGGGAGGAAGUUCCACUACAGCAGAAAAUCGCCAACUUUCUGCUAGCCUACAGAAACACUCCACAUACUACUACUGGACAGUCACCUGCAAUGUUGUUCAUGGGAAGAAACCUAAGAUCUCGUUUAGAUCUCCUGAAACCUGACAUCCGAGAACAUGUUUCAAACAGACAAUGUUCACCAACUCAGUUACAAAGGAAACUAAGAUCAUUUGACAUCGGACAAAAAGUAUUGGCAAGAGACUAUCGUAACCAAGGCGACAAGUGGCAACAUGCGGAAAUUUUGACACAAACUGGACCACUCUCAUAUACAGUGAGUGUUGAGCCUAAUGUCGUCUGGCGCAGACAUGUUGAUCAACUUUUGGACGCAUCACCUGGAAAUGCCGCUACUCAAACUACCACACCUACUGUCCCACAAAACCCUAAGGACAGUACUCCAGCCUCUGACAUCACACCUGAGGAAAACAUGUCCACACCGGAGAUAAUGGACAUACACAAACCAAUGACAAACCUACCUGAUCCUCCUGGACGCAGAUAUCCUGAGAGGGUUCGCAAACCACCAGACAGACUUGAUUUAUAAAUGUUGAAAGGAAACAAAUGUUCUUUAAAAGAAAAAAAAAAAAAAGUUGUUAAUAUUUGAUGUUGAAAAUUGUUGUGAAUUUUGAAAUGCCUCUAAAAAGAAAAGUAUACACUUAAUAGCACAUAGAAACAUAGUACUUAUAUUUUUUUUAUUUGAUGAUUAUUGGUGCAUCAAAGCUGGAAGAGAGGAAUUGUUAUGUAUUGACUUGGAAGUGUUGUUUCUCGUUUGCAUAUUGCAUUGUUUGGUAUGCUCUACUUUUUGUUGCCCCUCUCCGUGCGGUGUGGUGUGAUGGGUCAGCGGAUGAAUAUCAUUGUGAUGAGGCUUGUUCAGGAAAUAAAAACACGCUAACAAAAGUAA